This is a messenger RNA of Cydia strobilella, 8010 nucleotides long. Its product is annotated as zinc finger SWIM domain-containing protein 4-like. The record is from RefSeq and is a predicted model, not a curated record. Gene Ontology annotation, molecular function: zinc ion binding. The transcript is spliced from 23 exons. The coding region runs from base 44 to 3685 and encodes 1213 amino acids. NCBI's taxonomy places the organism in Eukaryota, Metazoa, Arthropoda, Insecta, Lepidoptera, Tortricidae. Gene Ontology annotation, cellular component: Cul2-RING ubiquitin ligase complex.
GCGGGGCCCGCGUCAGUCCGGCGCGAGCCGCCGAGCGAGCGCCAUGUCUGCGUGCGCGCCGCGCGCCUGUUGCAGGCCGCGCGCCCCGGCGACGCUCCUCGACAUCACCGCUAAAAUAGUGGCCGCGGCGAUCCCGUUCCAACGAAUCGAGGAACGCUAUGAGCGCAUCCCGGAACCCGUGCAACGUCGUGUGGUGUAUUGGUCGUUUCCUAGGGACGAGCGGGACAUUUGUAUGUACUCGUCCCUGGCGCGAGCGCCCCCGGAUGACCACCGCAACAUCGCCUUUUGCCGCGGGCUGAAGCUGCUGGAAGCCGGUUGUGUGGAGAGUGUGCUACAAGUCGGUUUCCACUUGAGCGGGGUGGUGCGUGCACCGGCGGCGGUUCCGCCAUGUUCGGAGCCCGAACGUCUAUACAGGGUCACUGUCUCCUUCGACCGGUGCAAGAUCACCGGUGUGACAUGCAGCUGCGAGGCGCGGGACAUCUUCUGGUGCCAACAUGUUGUGGCACUGGCGCUGUACCGCAUCAGGAACGCAGACUCCGUCCGACUGCGAGUGCCCAUAUCAGAAACCCUCCUCCAAAUGGACAGGCAGCAGCUUCAAAAGUUCGUCCAGUACCUUAUCGCCGAGCACCACACGGAGGUGCUGCCGACGGCACAGCGGUUAGCUGACGAGGUCCUUCAGGCCCGGUCGGCUAUUAACAGGAUCUGUGGUGCUCCGGACCCUACGGCUGGACCGCCACCAGAUGCUCAUCAUGCAUGGCAUUUGGAUGAACAACAGGUGUGCGAGCAAGUCAGGGCGUACUUACUACAGGGGACUUAUUACAAUGCAAAUAAGCAACUCAAUUCAUUAUUUUCUAAGGUACGAGAAAUGCUUCGAGCCCAAGACUCCAACGGUCCUCGAAUGCUAAUGCUCAUGACUGAGCAGUUCCUCUCCGAUCCUCGCCUCCUCCUCUGGAGGAACCAGAACACCCCCAUGACAGAAAAGUGCCGACAACUUUGGGAGCAGCUAGGAGCGCUCUGGGUCAGCAUAGUGCUGGACCCGGGCAGCAACAAGCAUCACAGGAUACAAUGGAGGCACUUGUUAGAGAAGUGGAGUGCGGUGGAGGUGUGCCCUACUGAGGAUCCGGAUUACAGAUCGUUUCCACUGUACGCGAGAGAAAGGGAAAGAAACGAGAGAGAUCGUGACAGAGAUCACAGGGACAGGGACAGAGAAAGACAUCGUGAUAGGGAAGAAAGGGACAGGGAGAGGCUACGAGAGCGCGAGGAGAGGGACAGAGAAAGACAUAGGGAAAGACAAAGGAGAGAAAUGCAUUCCCAUUCGGAGAGUUCCGAUGAAGAACCUAGACCUAAUAAUUAUGAACGAGAAUACAGGAGAGCCAGUAAGAGAUUAAGACUUCACAACCAAAGGCCGGCGCCUUCGCUCACGCCUCGAACAGUUUUCCACAAAGCGCUGGACGCAGUAGACAUAUCCUGGGAGAAUGAGCACCUGAAGAACAUCCUCGGCAGCGACGAGUACGCGGACUGCGAGAAGGGCAAGCCGGGGGGAUCCAACACUAAGCAGCCUUACCCUAAGUUCAACGACCUUGGACAACCUUUGUGGCACGAGCACUUGCCUGUGGUGGGAGCGCGGAUAGAAGCGCUACGGGCACAUGGGCGUGCGCCGGCGGCGCUGCGGUUAGCUGUCAGCGCCGCGAGGGCCAUGCGGCAUCGGCAGGAGGUCGCCCAACAGCGAUGGCAAGAGGUCGGCGCCGGCGAAGCCUCCUCCAGCGGCGGCGCCACGCCCGCCUGCCCCGGGCCCGACGCCUGCCCCGGCACGUGCGGAGAGCGGGUCAAGCUGUCACAAGUGUGCGCGCACAUGGACCCGGGGGCGUGUCUAGCUGGCGGGCCGACGUGCGCGCUGUCGCACUCGCACCGGUGUAUAGGGAGAGACAGCUUAUGCUGGACGGGCUGGACGCUGGAGGCAAUUUGGUGCGUGUACGAGUGCCUCGCGGACGCGUGCCUCGCGCCCGACGACCAGCGCGCCUCGCCUCGCCUCCAUACGUAUUUGGACGAGGAGCCCAACACUGGUUUGCCUCCUAGAUACCAGCACGUACCCGUAGCAGGCAGCAAGAACCCCGAAGAAACGUACUUGGCACUAGCUCUAGAAGCAGCUCUUCUAGGACUGGGCUUACAGCGGAUGUUACCAAGCGGUCUCUACGCGCAAGAGCGUUAUUGCAAACAGGAGGAGCGACUAAUAGGCCAACUGCAACGCGUGGAAGGCGAGGCGGCGGCGGCGGUGGGCGCGCGCGUGGCGACGGCGCUGCUGGACGGCGGCCCCUCCUCGUGUCUCGGCGCGCGAGUGCAUCCCCGCUCGGCGCCCGCGCAUACGUUCGCAAGGUUCCUGUUCCUGGCGCUGUUGCCCGCGGAGCCGGAGUUAGCGUAUAGAGUGGGACUGAGGGCUAUGAGAUUACCAAUGGUGGAAGAGGCGUAUGCGUUAGACAGCGCCGGCGGGACCGGCGCGGCAGGCGGCGGCGCUGGUGCGUGGCACACAUUACAGCACGCCGAGCAGCAACAAGCGGCUCUCGCCAGCGCACUCUUAGGCGCAGCAAGAGGCAACCCGGGCCGUCUCCGAGCCGCGCUAGCCGCCGCACAACGCCACGUGCGUUCGGCAGCACAACUGUUCCGACUCGCACAGGACGCGCUGCGACACGCCGCGCCGCCCGACGCGCCGCACCACCACCGCGACCUGCUGCACGCCGCCUUCGAGCUAGGACUGCAGGUGCUACGGAUGACAUUAUCCUCGGUGAACUGGCGGAGACGCGAGAUGGUCCGCUGGUUAGUCACGUGUGCCACGGAGCUCGGGCUCGACGCGCUGCUCUCUAUCAUGCAAAACUGGUACGAGCUGUUCACGCCAACGGAGGCGACAGGACCGGUGGCGGCAGCUGCCAUGUCCCACGCCACGGCGCUGCGUUUAGGGCUCAGCUUCGAGCAGCAGGAGAAGCUUAGCGCCUGCGCGAGGACGCUAGCCCUGCAGUGCGCCGCCAAGGACCCGCCGGGCUGCGCCCUGAGCGCGCUGUCGGUGUGCGAGGGCUCGGCGGGCGCGUUCGAGGCGGCGUGCGCGGCCGUGGGCGGCGCGGCGGCGCGCGGCGCGCUCGCCUCCAGCCAGCUGUUCGCCGUCGCCAGAUACAUGGAGCAGCGCGGACAGCCCGCCAGGGCCAUGAGGCUGGCGACUUUAGCCAUGAGAAAUCUGCACCUCCAUUACAACCAGGACAGCCAUCCAGCUAUUGCAGAUAUUCAUUGGGCCGUAGCGUUGGCACAUUCGCUGGGUCGCGCCGAGCUGCAAGCCAUGUUGCCUCUUCUCGUCAAGAACGUCCAAUGCGCUCCAGUAUUGUCGGACGUGCUGCGGCGCUGCUGCGUGGCGGCGGCGGGCUGCUCGCGCGCGCGCCCCCCGCCCCCGCGGCCGCCCACGCCGCUGCGCCCGCUGCUGGAGGCCGCGCUGCGCGCCUACGCCUCCACCACGCACGCGCGCCUCGCGCACAUCUCCCCCCGACAUUAUGCAGACUUCGUCGACUUCCUAGGUAAAGCUAGAGACACAUUCGCGCUCGCACACGACGGUCCCCAUCAGUUCGCAGCUCUGUUACAGGAAAUCAAACUCAAGUACAAGGGCAAGAAGAAACUAAUGUUCCUCGUUAAAGAGCGCUUCGGCUGAACAUUGAUGCCAUAUAUAUAACGGUUAUUUUUGUAUGAUCACCAACGAUUUUCAUCUUGAAAAACGGUUUUAAGUAGCCAAUAUCCUCUUACAAUACCUAACUAAAUUGGUUUGUCCAAAUCGAAAUCUUCCAAAAACCUGGAUUGCAUUUCUUAAUCUAGAAACAAGCUGGACUAAGCCCAAUUGACUGAUUUACGAAAUAUUAAUAUCAUAAAUUGCGUAUUUGAAAUGUUUUUAAAUCUCUCAAUUUAACCUGUCGCCAAAACUAGGUUCGUUCGUCCAGAACCUUACGAGUUUUGAGGGUGCGGUAUGUAGUCCAAAUGUCAGUUUGGAAAACUCGAAUAUUCCAAAAUGUAUAGUAUAAACGCGGUUGUUAGUAAUAUUUCGGAAAUUAUUCCAGUGCGUUAGGAUAGUAAUAUGGACCUUUAUGACGCAAUUGCUGUAUUUCUUCAAGUAUGAUAUCGGAUCUCAAAUUCAGAAUGGCUCAGAUUUACAUUUCGUUUAUAAUAGGCAAUCUUUUUUUUUUUCAUUGCAACAGGGCGAAAGAAGCGGCUUUAAUAUGUAACCUUAAUUUUACAGUUUCUAAUCAAUGACAUUUUAAAGAUCCGUUUUGUUCGCUCUGCUACAUUUUAUUGUUACAAAUAUGAAAGUGUUAAGCGCUAGUCGGUAUUCCAACGCUGUUGUCAUUUGUUUUUUAAAAGUGCAAUCGAUCCGUUUGUUUUUUUGUUAUAUUCGUGCAAUAUGGCGCCGUUCUUUACUGUUUGUCUUUGUCUAUGGCCAUAGACGAAAUCGUACUUUUACCGGUAAGGUAAACAUCAAUACCUCAUACAUGGUAACACUGAGUACCAAACCAGUCUAACGUAAAGUAUUAUUUUUUAUUUAAGGCAUAGAUAAUAGACCUCAGAAAUGUCAUUUUAAUGUAAGUAAAUAUUGUAAUGAUCUCAAUGAUUCCAUUUUGUGUAAAUAGACUUAAUUGGUGUAAAUAUAGAUAAGCUUAGGGAUCGGAGGUAUGUACGUAUAGUUCUUUUCGGUUUGUGCGAACGGUUUAGUUUUCUUAUCAGCAAAUGUAAAUGAAUCAAGGAUACUCUGAACGGUAUUUCUUAUAUAUCAAUAUAUGUUAGGGUGUUUGCACAGACCUAGGAUAGUAUAGUUCGCCGUCGUAUAGCGUCCGUAAUGGAAUCAAUCAAUAAAUAUGACAAAACACCAAAGAAAUAUUAAAAUAAGUCCAAAAGUGUGAGAUAACCAUGCCGUUCUCUCUUUAAAUGAGCGUCCACUCUCUUCUCUAUGGUGUAAUUUUUUUCAACCGCCUUACUCCAUUUUUAAAGAACUUGAUAUUAUUAUUUGUUCCUAGCCAGACUGAAAAUUAUUAAGGAUCUAUAUUUGAACCACUUAUUUCCGCCUUCUUGUUUGAAGCUCUCAUGUUCACUUGUUUAUGUUAGUUUUAAAUUGUUUUUUUUUUUUACCAGCUUACGUUUGGCUAGAUGACAAUUGGUUUAUAAAGUGGAGGCUAAUUAAUAUUAGUUUUUACUUCAUUAUCCAAUUAUCAAGUAUGUUUUGCAUAUUAUACUUUUACUUCGGCGUCUUAGACUCUGGUAUUUUUAAACUUGUAACUUUCACUCUAACGUAGCGUAGAUAAACUAACAAGAAGUGCAUUUAUAAAGAUAGAUGUUUAAUGUUUAAAUACACAUUCGGAUAGUGUUCAAAUAUUAGUAUGAAUUGGAAAUAGUUAUUAAGGAUAAAAACGGGGAAUUUUGUACUUUUUGUGGUGUUGUGGGUUGGGCAACCAGUCUUAAAAAUACUUAAAUUUUACGGAAAUUGCCAACCCUAUUAUGUGUCAAAUAAAAAAAUAGAGUCACCACACAUGACUGUCUAAAAUUUGUUUCGUUUUAUAAUUAUUGUAUAUAAAUAUUAUUGGUAAAGUCUUUAGUUACAGCGCUGAGUGUUCGAAUACUUCCAUCUGGGAUUGGCACAAUUUUAUAAUCAUAAUAAUAAAUAUAAUAACUGGCUUUAGUUCCCUUUAUAAACCAAACGAGCUUACAUAAAAAUAGCCAAUUCGCACAAUAAAGAAUAAUUAAAUCAAAAUUGGACUGUCUUGAAUAAACCUAUAUGAAUGAGAACAUACAUAUAUAAAAUUGCGUAUUCAAAAUAUGUGUACAGAUGUAGUGCAUAAUUGUUUUACAUCGUAUUUUCUCGGAAACGUUUAUAUUCGUCAUGCUACGUCAGUCAACCUCAGUACUUUUUGUACCGAGACUGACUGAAAUAGCAAGACAUGUUCGUACGUUUCCGUGAAAAAGCGAUGGAAAAUAAUUAUGCACUACAUCUGUAUCGGCCGAGAAGUGAAUGUAUCAAAGGGAACAAAGCUGCAAUCAGACAGCAAGUUUUUAGUUUCGAAUGUAGACUAGGAUGACUUGUCAAAUUUAAAAGUAGAGUACACAAACAGAAAUAUGACAGUCAUAUUUUUGUUUGUCAUAUUAUGACUACCUACCGGAGUUUCGAGGUUUGUCUAAGUCUACGAUUAUAUACGUUUGCAUUUUCAGCGCCAUGUAAAAAAACAUUUGUAAUUCGGACUGAUAAGCAAACAAUUAAUAAUCAAUGCAAGAUUCUAAAACUUAAUAACAUUCAGUUGAUUUUCGCUGACUGAUCGUACAGUCAAGUGUAAAAAUGUACCUAGAUAUAUUACUGCACCUGCACUCAUCAUACUAAAAAAUAUGUCCCAUAGCUCUUAAGUCAGCGAAUUACGGGUCAUCCAUUAAUUACAUCACACGUUUAGGGGGGGUCAAGAAAAUGUGACAUGCUGUGACAAGGGAAAGGGGGGUCACAAACUUAUUUAAAUUAAUUUAUUCGCUGUACAGUUAAAUAACAAGUUUUUGGAACGAUAAACGUUUUUAAUCGUUUAAUUUUCUUUCCUAAUAUGAUUUAGAUUUAGAUUUAUUUAUUUCAUAAUAUUAAAUUACAAUAUAAAUUAUUUUUACACUAAUCUAUACGAAUUUAUAUUAUGAUCGUCAAGUGGAAAAUAACAAUUGAUUAUAAUUAUACAAAAACAAUACACAAUUUAAAAACCAUUUGAAUAAGCAAUCGAUUAAUUGAUAAAAUAUAUUUUUGGGUUAUAAAAUGUCUAAUAUUUCUUUUGUCAAAAAUAUUUUGAUAAAAUAUUAAUAAUAUAUAAUUCGUUUUGACGAUUUCAUUGAAAAAAUGUGACGUCACACCAGGGGGGAGGGGUUUGCCAAAUGUGACCAAGUGUGACAAGGAGGAGGAGAGGGGUCAAAAAACCUCGAAAUUCGUGUGACGUAAUCAAUGGAUGAACCCUUAAGAUCUAUGGGACAUAUUUUUGAGUAAGUUGCACGCACCCAUAUUUUUUAACUUGACUGUAUAUAAAGGUACAUUUAUUUUGGUUACCCAGUCUGAACCAUGGUACAAAUUGUACAUUUUGUACUUAUUCGUAAGUCGACUGUGUAAAUUUAGAAGCAAUAAUUUCGCCUUAGCCGGCCUGUGUUUCAAGUGUUUACUGAAAUUGUAUAAAACAAGCCAGUUGUUAACUGUAAUCUCGCCCAAAAUAUUGAUAAAUACUUUUUAAAAAAUCAAAACGAACCAAAUUUCAACACUGAUAUAUUUACUUAAAUAUAUAAAUUCGAUAACUGAUAUAUUUGUUAUGGAAAUAGUAGCAAAAGAGCGAGAUCUUUCGCAAAUAGUUCGUCGUGAACAAGUUGUAUAAAUACCAAUAUCUUGGGCGUAAUUUAUUUUAUUAUUUAUUAAUAUUUGUCACCAUUUCAAAUUCAUCUUCACUAUCGCUUAGUGGUUGAAAGAAAUAUAUGAUAUUGUCAUAAUUUAAAUGUAUGAAUUGUUAUCGCAAAUUAAGUAUUUUCUUUUAGAUAGUAAUACUGACAAGGACAUAUUAAAAAUUCAUGUCACAUAAUUUCAAGUUUCAACCAUGCUACCGACUUAACAAAAAUAAUGUGAAUUACUUUUUUUUAUCUCGCUCUGUAGUAUGUUUAGGUAUGUGGACAGAAGAGUGAUAGCAAAUCAAUCAAAUUACGUUCUUGUACAUUAGCCUACGUAGGAUUUCCUAAAGAACUAUGUCACUUAAAGUCUCUCACUUUUCUGUUCAAUAAGAAAUUCAUACAGAAGUCGACUUGCCAAAUUGUAACGCCAAACCUCAAGUGCCUUCAGGCGAGUCCAUUGCGCCAGGCCGGCUGUUCGAUUCCCAACCUUAUUUGUACGUGCUCAGUGUCGAUUAUAUUUUGUAAUUGUGUUUUACGUAAAACGUGGACACCCUUCAGUGCUGGUAUGACGAAGGUGAUACUUUCAAUAUAAAUAAUUGAAAACUA